ACUUUAUAGAAAGGGAAUUCGAAAUGCUCGAUGCUUAGUGCUCACUGAUAUAGAACUCAAUUCCGGAAUCAAGCUUAAAUAAAACAAUACGUAUUCAUCGCCAGUCUUUGGAUUUUUAGCCUACAAAUUAUAACUAUAAAAGGAGCUCACGAUGCCUGGUCAAUACACCAACUACAAGUACACUCGAUUGGUAAUGGUGCUGCUCCGCUCCUAUUUGAGCAUACUCUACCUAUGGGGUAUUUUGCACUUGGCUGCCAUCGUGCCGUUUCCCCAUGAGACCUGGGAGACCACAUUCUGGUCCAGGACACGCACCUUUAAAGUGGCCUACAGGAUGAUUUUUCAUAACAAUUGGCUAAUUGUAAUCCUAAUCCUCGUGGUGCUGUUAAAUCUGUUCUACUGCAGCCACUGCAGACUCGUUGGAGUCCGGAAUUUGGACGAAGAAGUAGAAGGGCCUUUGCCGCAACUAAACUUUCGCCUGCUGAUCUGCCCGAUAUGCUAUAUUAUAGUUUUCGUCAUUUGCUGGACCAUUACCACCAUCGCCACGUGUCGCGGAAUUAUGUAUGUGGCCAAGAGUGCUGAGCUUGGCAAAAGUGGUAAGACGGUCUGCCUUUUGGUCAUCGGUCUGCUCAUCAAGCUCCUGGCUAUGGCCAAUUUCUACUCGGUUUGCAUACGCAUCUGGGCGUACUUGAAGAUCUUUGAUAUGAGUGCGAAUGACUGGCUGGUUAACUACUACAACUUUGGUGAUCACCUCAAUUUGUUCUUUCGUGUCUGAGAAGUUGUAAAUACAUUUUAUAUUUGUUUGUUUAGCGAAAAAAAUUAACAU
Drosophila santomea is the source of this 823-nucleotide messenger RNA. RefSeq lists its product as uncharacterized. The transcript has a single exon. NCBI's taxonomy places the organism in Eukaryota, Metazoa, Arthropoda, Insecta, Diptera, Drosophilidae. The record is from RefSeq and is a predicted model, not a curated record. Bases 152 to 772 code for a protein of 206 amino acids.